This is a messenger RNA of Colias croceus (clouded yellow), 1628 nucleotides long. It is a transcript of the gene Obp73a, whose product is annotated as general odorant-binding protein 70. The record is from RefSeq and is a predicted model, not a curated record. Gene Ontology annotation, molecular function: odorant binding. Lineage: Eukaryota; Metazoa; Arthropoda; Insecta; Lepidoptera; Pieridae. Bases 138 to 692 code for a protein of 184 amino acids. The transcript is spliced from 6 exons.
UCAUUACAUUCACAACGUGAGUUCCAUACUGUGAUCUGUCAUCUGUUGCGCGCCUUCUCACGUUGGUUUUAAAAAUCGAACGUAUAAAUUAAAAAUAAAAUAGUGAAACAGAUUAAAAAAUAUUGUGCCAGUGAAAAAUGGUUCGCCAAAUGAGUGUUUUACUGUGUUGUUUAUGCUUUUUGGGUAUAGCGUUGACUGAUAGCGCCAUAACCGCAGAAACCGAAACGAGAUGUAGGAACCCACCCACGGCACCACAAAAGAUCGAGCGAGUGAUCACCCUCUGUCAAGAUGAAAUUAAGCUUUCGAUUCUAAGAGAAGCACUAGAUGUGAUCAAGGAGGAGCACACGAUGCCGGCAGAGAGACGCAGGAACAAGAGAGAGGUGCCCUUCACACAUGAUGAGAAGAGGAUCGCUGGGUGCCUGCUGCAGUGUGUUUACCGGAAAGUGAAAGCUGUGGACGGCUACGGUUUCCCAACACUUGAAGGUCUGGUCAGUUUGUAUUCAGACGGAGUGAACGAGAGAGGAUACUUCAUGGCGGUGCUCGACGCGUCACGGGAGUGCCUUAUGAAGAAUCACGAUAAAUUCUCUAGGACUGUUCCUAUGGAUAACGGUCUCAACUGCGACAUCUCUUUCGACAUAUUUGAAUGUAUCUCAGACAGGAUUGGUGAAUACUGCGGGACAUCGGGACUUUAAAUAAAUAAAACUAAUGUGAUCUUUUAAGAAAAUAUAUUUACAAAAUAAUAAAAAUAAUAAAUAACAAUAAAUCAAAGUGAAAGUAGAUUCCUGUUAUAACGAAACUUUUUGUAUGAAAUGAUUUUUUUUAAUAUGCAUAGUUUUCUCUAUGUAUUAUAGAUAUACCUAGUACCUACCUAGUAAAUUAUAUAUUAUGUAUAUUUUGGUAUCCUAUAUAUUUACAAUAUUCAGAAGAAUUAAAAAACUAUGUUCUGUAACAAUAUUUGUAGUUACCAUAAUAUUAUGAUGUUUAUAUUUUCUUAAUUAUUUUUAAAUUAGAAUAAGUGUUUAUAUUGAACAUGAUUGUAAGCGUGAUAAUUUAUAAAAAAUAUUAACUUUACUAAAAUGUGAUGCUCAAUAACUUUCCCUUAGUGUUAAUUGUUAUAUUAUAUUUGUAUAAACUCUCUUACUCUUUAUUUGAAAAUUAACUUUCUUCAAAAAAACACGAGAGCAGCAACCGAUAUUCUUUUGCCAUAUCGCUAUAGAAGGAAUGAUGCAUACUAACCCGGUGUCUUCUUAAACAUGUAUUAUAUAUUAUUUUUCUACUUCUUAUAAAUAUUUUCUGUUUUAUUACAUCCUUUUUCUUCUCAUAUUUAAAAGGAUCUUUUAAAUUUUAAGCUAAUACCAUGUAGAACUUAUUGUACAUACUGGUAAGAGAUUUUCAAGCAAAAUGUAAAUGGAUCUAUGACUUCCGUUUUGAUCUGAACAUUUAAAAUGAAAUCGAUGAAUUCUCUUCACGGAAAUUGAAUGUUUAUUAUUUUAAUUAUGAGCAAAUAAUAAAAUUCAACGUUUUUGUUUCUUAAUAAUUUUUCAAUAAUUUAACUAAGCAAAGCUUUAUAACGAACUGAUAGAAUUAAUGUAGAUUGUAAACGUUGUGUAAUAAAUAUGUAAAUAGCU